Adineta ricciae is the source of this 1939-nucleotide messenger RNA. The record is from the annotation of a GenBank genome assembly. NCBI's taxonomy places the organism in Eukaryota, Metazoa, Rotifera, Eurotatoria, Adinetida, Adinetidae.
AUGGAAUAUUCUGACGAUUCGCUUAGAUGUCCUAUUAGCCUUGAGUUAUUUGAAGAUCCUGUUAUUGGUGACGAUGGACAUACUUAUGAACGUAAGAAUAUUAUUACUUGGCUUGAAAUGCACGGGACUAGUCCACUUACACGAGAACCAAUGGAUACGACUUCAUUAAAACCUAAUCAUCUUAUUCGAAAACUAGUUCAUGAAUUUCGUACAAGAUUUGAACAAAAACAAUAUGAAUUUCGUCUUGAUGUUGAUGUAUGUAAAUCUGAAGAUCAUCCUUUAUUUGUAUCAUUUGGUAGGAUUGUCUACAAAGCAGAAUGGAUCGGUAAACAAAACUCUUCUGUCUGCUUACUCAACAUCAAUGGAGUACGACCUAUACGUGAAUCUUCAUUCUAUGCUCAACUUAGUUGCCAUCCAAAUAUUGUUCAUACAUAUGGUAUCGUUCGUAAUGAUCUACGUUCCGUUUUAUUCUUGCAAGAAUUAACAUUACAUGGCGAUUUAUCAUAUCAAUUACGAGAGCAAGAUUUUCAUCCAUCUAAUAGAGUACUAAUCGAAAUUUUUAUUCAACUUAUUAAUGCUCUUAUAUAUUUGACGAAGAAUAAUAUUGUUCAUGGUAAUUUAGCAUGUCGCUCUGCGUUAGCAUUUCGUCUACAUCCAAGUGAAGAAAAACAUAAUUUAUUCAAAUUAACUGACUAUGGUAUUACAAUACAAAGCACUAUAUUUUCUAUAGUAGAUGAUGGUACUGACAAUAAUAGUUCACUUAUGACAAGACCAUUUCGUUCUUGUGCACCCGAAAUUUUACGAAAAAAAAGUUAUCAUGUAACUUAUUCGGAAAAGUCUGAUGUUUAUUCUAUGGGUGUACUUAUAUGGGAAGCUCAUUCACAAGGACAAAUUCCGUUUGAAUCCAUUGAAAAUGAUUCAGAUGUAAGAAGAGCUAGACGAUCUGGUUUAGUUCUAGAAAGGCCUCAAUCAUGUGAUACUGCGCUUUGGACACUCGUAGAACUCUGUUGGCAACUCGACCCUGAUUGUCGUCCUUCAUUUCAAUCACUAAAAGAUAAUAUAUUAAAACUAUGUAAUGAUUCUAAUCCAUCUGAUAUUCAUGAUUCACUCAUAUCUGAAAGCCAGUACACAUCCGGCCAAAGAGAAAAUACUACACUAAACGAUUUCAAUCAAUAUCCUGAUAACUCAUAUAUCGACGGCGACGGACAACAGUCAAAUGCAAUCCUUAGGCGACGAAUGAAUAGAGAAAAUUACGAUGGUUUGAAACAGAAGUCUGAUAAAAAGGAAAGUAAGCAAAAUAAAUCAACAUUAUUGGAAGCUGGUGAUAAUAGCUUUUUUCAUGAAAUGAUUACAAAUGAUCUUAGCCAAUUCGUCUUUAUGCCCAUUCCUGUCGGACAAAAUUUUAUCAAAUGUCGCAUUCUACGUAUGAAAGGAAAUACUUACUUAUUUCAUGUUGAGCAAUCUGUCAGCAAGCGAGAGUUGCUUGCACUUAUGGCUAAAAAACAAUCAUGGAAUGCAACAUCACACUACGUUAUUACAAGUGAGUCUAAAGAUUUGCUCAAAAACAGACAAGGUAUUGCUACACUCCGAGCAAAAACGUUUGGUGGGCUAGAAUUUAUCAUUUACAAAGAUGAUAAUAAUAAAACUGUUAAUGGAUAUCAGUCAGAAAUAGGUGGUAUUAUUUAUGAGAGAAACAUUCUUGGUAAGAAAGGUCCUCGAAAAAUGACUGUUAUUCUUCCAAAAUCCAGUUUGAAUGAUGAAAUAGGAAUAGUUCAAACAGCUCGAGAAUCAAAUAACCUUAUUCAACAAUGGAAACGAAACGAUACAAAUGACUUGUGGGAAUUUCAUAAUAAAGCUCCUAUCUGGAGUACAGGUAGUUUUUCCUAAUAAAUUACUAUCAUUUCGGCAUUAAACAUAAAUAUGUUUUCCUUUUAUUUAG